Molecule: messenger RNA, 402 nt
Organism: Fulvia fulva
Lineage: Eukaryota; Fungi; Ascomycota; Dothideomycetes; Mycosphaerellales; Mycosphaerellaceae
Exons: 1
Coding region: 1-402 (133 amino acids)
Source: RefSeq, a predicted model, not a curated record
AUGUCCACCGACUGCGAACCAAGCGUGCGAGACUUUGGACGACCCAACGUUACCUUCGACGGUGGAGUGUCGCUGCGACCGGGACAGAAAUCUUUGCCCGUUGACCUUAGACAUUGCAGCACACUCAACGUUGAUCGCUUGCCAAGCAGAAGGUCGUCGCUCGAGCUUGGAGGACCAAUCGAAGCAGCUGCGACAUCAUACUACAAUGGACCACCAGAUGACAGAGCCGAGGAGACGCCCUCAAUCGUCGCAUCAACGACCUCCCGAGAUGCAUCGCCAAGUCCUCAGAACCCCGAGCGACGACUCACUCGUCAGAAAAGCACCAUUCAGAGUGUCAACUCAACCAGGACCCUCUACAAACUCAAGAACAUCCGAAUGUUCAGCAGUCCACUUCGAAGAUAG